AGUUUUUCUCGAUUGCUAAGACACAAAACCCAGUACUCUAAACCAAAUGACCAGUUGCCUAAACACAUUUAGUAAAACUACCCCCCAUUUGCCACAACCAAAAACACAAUUCACCUGUAGACACUGUUCACAAAACCCAUCCCCUUUUUCUCAAAACUCUAAACACAUUUUGCCUUGCUAAAACACAUUUAGCAUAUAUCUCUGCUCAAAUAUGCAUUGUGAAGCUCAUGUGAUGCAAAAUGCCACACACAGUCAGCAAAACCUGAACACAAUGAACACACCUGGUGUAAUUCAGUAAACACAACGACUCAUAAUUGAAAACACCUAUUGCAAAUGAUGUGACCACACCUAUAUAAGUCAGUUUGCUGAAGGUUCCAAACAAAAAUGGAUGAUCAAGGAAGAAGAAGAGGAGUUCGUGCCAGAGGAGGGAGAGGAGUUCGUGCCAGAGGAGGGAGAGGAGUUCGUGCCAGAGGAGGGAGAGGAGUUUUUGUCAGAGGAGGGAGAGGAGCAGGCCAAGGAGGGAGAGGAGCAGGUCAAGGAGGUAGAGGAGCGGGCCAAGGAGGGAGAGGAGCAGGUCAAGGAGGUAGAGGAGCGGGCCAAGGAGGGAGAGGAGCAGGUCAAGGAGGUAGAGGAGCGGGCCAAGGAGGGAGAGGAGCAGGUCAAGGAGGUAGAGGAGCGGGCCAAGGAGGGAGAGGAGCAGGUCAAGGAGGUAGAGGAGCGGGCCAAGGAGGGAGAGGAGCAGGUCAAGGAGGUAGAGGAGCAGGCCAAGGAGGGAGAGGAGAAGGAGGGCGAGCAAGACAACGCAUCUUCAUCACAGAUGAAAUGAGAGCAACGGUCAUUGACCACGUCAUUGUCCACGGCAUGACAAUGACCGAAGCUGGACAACGAGUCCAACCAAACCUAAGCCGAUUCUCAGUGGCCACCAUUAUUCGGGCCUUCAGAGAACACAACAGAGUUGAAAGAUUGCCAUAUGCAGGUGGGAGGGCUUCCAGAUUCACACCAGCCCAAGAGGUCGUCAUUGUGGAUAUGGUUCGGGAGAACAAUGUGCUGAGACUACGGGAGAUACGGGAGAGGAUCAUUGGUGACAAUAUGAACUUUCCGAACAUUGACGAUGUUAGCCUGACAACCAUAGACAGAGUCCUCAAGCGCCAGAGAGUACGCAUGAAGCAGGCCUAUAGGGUACCCUUUGAGCGCAACUCUGACAGA
Molecule: messenger RNA, 1206 nt
Organism: Eleginops maclovinus (Patagonian blennie)
Lineage: Eukaryota; Metazoa; Chordata; Actinopteri; Perciformes; Eleginopidae
Exons: 2
Coding region: 389-826 (145 amino acids)
Source: RefSeq, a predicted model, not a curated record